AUCUUUCGGUAACUAGGUUUACCGACUCUGAAAGCAUUUGAUUUUCAUUCAUCUUGUUUACAGUAGCAAUAGGAAAAGGUAUCAAACAACUUAACCUAACAUGACUACUCUAGAAUCUAUGAUUGUCGAGGAACCGAAAGAACCAGAAAAGCCAAUAGACAGAGAAAAAACAUGUCCUCUGCUUCUACGUGUGUUUUGUAGUAAUGAUCGUCAUCAUGCGUUGAUGGAAUUCUCUCGAGGCAGCACACCAACAAAUGAACUUCAGAUCUACACAUGGAUGGACGCCACACUGAAGGAGCUGACGAGUCUGGUCAAGGAGGUCAACCCUGACGCCAGAAGAAAGGGAACCUUCUUUGACUUUGCCAUUGUUUACCCAGACUCUCGCUCCCCCACCUUCAGGAUGCGUGAGAUUGGUACAACCUGUGCUGGCAGGAAGUCACCUGACGACACAGUCACACUAGCACAGAAAAAGUUCACCAUUGGGGAUUACCUGGACAUUGCCAUAUGCCCACCUAGACCUGGGGGUAUGCCACCCAUGGGGAGGGGCCGGCGCCAGUUUUAGUCAUUCACAUGUUAUCUUAUUGGUAUGCUUGUUUUCAUGCAUUUUGAAAGGGUUCUGUUUCUGUUAUUUUUACUACGUUGGAACAGUUGAUGCUAUUCUGGUAUCAAGAUUUGUAUAUUUUGACCCAGCAGUCUUCUAACAGAAGCUUUGCAGGGGCUGAAUGUAUGUAUGUUAUCCAGCUUUAUAUUGAUGUCUGUGGAAGUUUCCAUUUUAAUAAAAUGUUUUAAUCUUUGCUUC
This is a messenger RNA of Physella acuta, 799 nucleotides long. Its product is annotated as histone deacetylase complex subunit SAP18. Gene Ontology annotation, molecular function: transcription corepressor activity; transcription factor binding. The record is from RefSeq and is a predicted model, not a curated record. Gene Ontology annotation, cellular component: nucleus. Lineage: Eukaryota; Metazoa; Mollusca; Gastropoda; Physidae. Gene Ontology annotation, biological process: negative regulation of DNA-templated transcription.